This is a messenger RNA of Megachile rotundata (alfalfa leafcutting bee), 2480 nucleotides long. RefSeq lists its product as uncharacterized. The record is from RefSeq and is a predicted model, not a curated record. NCBI's taxonomy places the organism in Eukaryota, Metazoa, Arthropoda, Insecta, Hymenoptera, Megachilidae.
GCCCUGUUUGAUGUAUAAUUAUUUGUUUUACAAAGUCAAGUUUAAAAUUACGUGUAUGUAUAGAAGUCACCGCCAGUGCUUGUUAGUGUAUAAUGAGCGCUUUAAUUGGCUUUCACUUAUACAAAGUUACAUACGCGAGAUAAAUAACUGCCGAAUAUUUUAAUGCGCAGUAUUUUGUACAAAUCACACUGUGGUCUUAUUACUAGAACCGGAAUAUGUGUUCCACAAUUCUCGGUACCACAUUGGACGCGCGCGACGAUGAGUCAUGCGACCCCCGUUUUUCUUUUUCGUUCGGGAAUCUCCGCAACCAUCAUAGAAACAAGAUAUACAGAUGCGAAGAAGCAAUUACUUUUUAACUUUGGCCCGUUAUUAUUAAUAGAACGAUACUCCAUCUUUUACAGUCGUUAUUUCAUACAGAAUUUUUAUUUUAUUUAACAAUUUACAAAGUGUUUUUAUUGUUUUUGCGUAUAACUGACACAUAUAUCACGCGAGUUGUUGACCGGUAAAUGUCGUUAACCGAUUUCAAGGCUUCGAUAGAGGAAGGCGUUUGUCGUGAUGACAACGAUUGCCCCCAAAAACAAUAUUGUUACGAUGUAUCUGCACGAUGCGUAGAUUACACAGAAUGCCGGCGAUAUAACCGGCAAGAAAACCGCGAGAGGAAAGCUAGACACCCCUCUCAAUGUGGACCAUGCCUUUUCGGAUUCAGUGCCGAGGAACUCGGCACUGGAGAAAUGGCAUGGUUGUGCAAGAAGUCCAAUGUGCCAAAAAAUGUACCAGAUGUAGUAGGCAGACUGAAUAAUAUUACUAUCAUAUGUAUAACUGGAGGCGUACUGAUUGUCUUUUUGUUACUAAUAAUUGGUGUUAUCAUCUACCUUAGAAAACGAACGUCGAAACGACGGAAUAAUAACCCAGAGCAAUGUGGAGAUCUCUGUGUCACUGAACCUAGUGCUCCACCAGUGGAAACUAGUCCAUUCAUUAGUUAUGGAGAAGAGCUGGCACACGUGCCGUGUAAUAAUAAUAAAAAUCUAAAGGAUAGGAACAAUCUUGUGUCCGCUUCUCCUUUCAAGACUCCAAGUUGGGUUCGCCCGAAUCCGAAUUAUGAAACCAAUUUAAGCAAUGAGAAUAGGACAAUAAUGGGCCAAUUGCAAUCGGUGGUCGAGGUGCCACCAGCCGAUGAUCAAUCUAACCCUUGGCCUCCGGAACAAUUGACGCUUGAAGUUACUAAUGGAAACGUAGUUCAAUACGAAAUUGAACAAGUGGAUAAUAAUACGAACACCGUCUUAGUACAGACGAGUAACCCUUCUUCAUCUUCUACCAGUCACGAAGAAGAAAAUAAUAACAACCCUCGAAACAGUGGUUCAACACCUGAAUCGGGCAAUGGCGAGAACAGAGAGCGACUGAGGGCUUCAAACAUUUUGAUCUCGCAAAAAAUAUCGAUGAAUGUAAACUUAUUGAACAACGAUUGAUGAUCUCAAAAAUUUGAAUAUUGCAAUUUAAUGUUGUCUUAAAAAAAAAUAUGCCUUGCACGAGAGAGUCAGCAUCAAAUUUACACGUCUUGAUUAUAAUGAUUUGCCAUUAUUAGAGGGAUGACUAAAGUCUUUUAAUUUGAUGGAUGAAAACGUGAAGUAAUAUUAUAAGUACUGCUUGCUAUUACUAAUUGUUAUGAUUUGAUAUCGGUAAUUAGUUAAAGAUUUUUAAACAUAAGAUAACAUAUCACUGUUAUUUUAUUAUCAUAAAAUAGACUAUAAAUUUUAUACUAAGAAAAUAAGACUUCUUGCAUAAUUAAUGUGCUCGAUAAUGAAUAUAUCAAUUACUUUGAUAUUAAGAAGUGCUCAACAUUUUGCAGACCUCCAGUUUGCAUGCAUUAAAUAAAAAUGUGAUAAGUUUAUAGAAUAAUGUAGGUAAUUUUUGUUGACAGCAAGUAUUUAUAAUAUCAUAGAUCAGUGAUCUAUGCUUACUUUAGACAUUUUCAAAAUUGACGAUAUUCGGAAACGUUUUGAAUAAUUAAUAUUUUUCUAAAUUGUUGCAUCAAAAAAAAAUUAUAAAAUUCUAUUCUCACGUUGUGUUUGAGGGAUAUACAUAGUGUAAUUGUUUACAAUGUAUUUAGUGGAUAUUAUACAGUGGAGUCUCGUUAAAUGGCUCUUUAUUAAUGACAGUAAAAGACAAUUCUUUAGCUCAAUCAUACAACUGUAUACGCGGUCAUAUAGCAAGACUCCACUCUAAUUACGCAUUAUACACUGCAUUUAUACCGUUUUCAUCAUACUAUUUCCUUUACUACGAAACGGUAGUUUUAUAAUAAGACAUUGUAUUUAUGUGCCAUUAUAAUCCCGGCCACUUAUACUAGUAACUAUAUAAGAAUGAGUUCAUGAAUCUUAAAUGUGGUUUCUGAUAUUUAUAGUUUUUCAUAAGAAAAGUGCUUUCAUUAUAACAUAAUGUUAUGUAUUUGUAUUAUGUAUACUAUCCAUAAAAAAAAUUUAGUU